Messenger RNA from Zootermopsis nevadensis, 6172 nucleotides. RefSeq lists its product as uncharacterized. Gene Ontology annotation, cellular component: nucleoplasm. NCBI's taxonomy places the organism in Eukaryota, Metazoa, Arthropoda, Insecta, Blattodea, Termopsidae. Gene Ontology annotation, molecular function: RNA polymerase II cis-regulatory region sequence-specific DNA binding; DNA-binding transcription repressor activity, RNA polymerase II-specific. The record is from RefSeq and is a predicted model, not a curated record. Gene Ontology annotation, biological process: regulation of transcription by RNA polymerase II.
UCACAACCCAACGUUCACAAAUUUUGAUCACAACUCAUUUAUCUCCAAUCGUACUAAUUACAGCAGCGCACAACUGAGCGCGAUGCUGAAAUUGCUACCAACAAUGUAUAUGAGUAAAUACCAACCCUGUCCAAACCAUCUACAAACCGCAGUUGACCAAAAUCCAAACUAAUUUUUUUAUCACAAUAAAUGCCUUACAAGUGUACGCCUACUUUUGGACACUUACUGAUGUCACUUCAUACAUGAUAUGUUUUAUUCUCAAUAAUAAUUCUUUGUGAAUAUGUGAUCCUUGAUUUAAACAGAUUCCAUACUCUAACGCAUACACAAUCUACUGAAAUAUCAAUUGCAAGGUUAGUUAUUUACUAAAUAAAAAUAAAGAAGUAAAAAAUAUAAUUUUGGUAUACAAUUUCUUCAGUACAAUCGUUCUUCAUAGGAACGAGCUCGAUGUUAUCUAGUAAACUCCACACAAACCCAACCUCUAUGGAUGAUCGAUUACUUUUGCCUGGAAACCUAACGUGGCGCAUUCUCUUGGCCAAUGGGUUUGAGAAUGUCUGUUAGGUUGGGUCGUUGAUCUAAAUAUUAUUUGGGUCACAACAACGUAUCGAAAUAUACAGUCGAAAGUUGUUUGUCUCACUAGUGGUUUCUCUUAUGUCUGAAAUGCUUGAAGUGUAUAAAUAAAUCAAUGCAUUGUCCUAACAUUAAUGGCAGGUUAGUCCAUUAUGAAAACGGUGUUUUCCACGCUUCUUAUUUAGCGUGGAGCAGACUUGUUCUUCUGUCAUACCCACAUGAAAAAUGAAUACAGAAUCCGAAACAGUUAAUGGAAUCAACGAAGAAAACAUUCAAAGUGGGGCGAUUUCCAAUGACGACUGUCACAAUGGCGAACUUGAUACUCAGUUUGAAUGUAAACAGGAGAUACAUAGUGAAGGGGAAGAUGAACAAACGUGUGUGGACAAGCAACAGAUGACAGUAAACUAUACAGAGGUUUCAAUUAAAGAAGAAAGCAAUGACCCCAAAGGAACCACAGAGGAUGAAAGCAUGGCGGUGGAAGCUCUGCGGCAACUUGGCGGUAUGUUUGAGAGUGUACCAGCCCCAGACCAACUACCACCACAAGCAGCACCAGAAGUAGGAACACAAUUUCACCAGCAUAUCUGCAGCAUCUGCGGAGAGAGCUUCGAGCGGAAGACCGACCUGGGAAAUCAUAUUGUGUGUCACCAGGUCGAUCGCCCUCAUGCUUGCAGGACAUGCGGUAGCCUAUUUCGCCGGAAAGCAGACCUUCAGAACCAUAUGGUAUGCCACCAGGUGGAACGUCCACACAGAUGUCCUCACUGUGGAGCAGAUUUUCAACGACCAUCAAGUCUCACAAAUCACAUGAAGAUUCACACAUAUUUUCCAGGACGUGCAUUGCUCUCUUCAAACAUGUCCACUCAUUCUCCAGUACCAAAUUACUUCUCACAGACAACAGCACCACAACCAAAUCAGCCCAUUCCCACUAAAGUCUCAUUUAUAUCAUUGCCAUCCUAUAAUGGAUGGGAUGUAACGUAUACAUGUGAACCAGACUCUGACCCUAUUGCCGAUGAAAAUGUGUUAGCCCAAAAUCAGAACCUUCAAACACCAGCUACAAGCAAUCAUGAACUAAAUUACCAGCCCAUGGAACCGAAACACUACCCUCAAAUUUCAGGUAUAAGUGAAAAUAUUCCUCAGUUUGAUUAUGGGGCAAACUCAGGACCUGCUAUAAGUAACAUUUCGUCUCCCACAACUGUAGCACAGCAUGGGAACAACAACCAGACAAGAUGUGAUAUUAAUAAUUUUGGUAAUGUAACACAAGUUGACUAUAUGACAAAAGAUGGCAACUUAAAUUUCAGUUCUGAGGAAUAUAGAGAAACAGCUGUUAAAAUAGAAUCGAUGCCAUAUGCACCCACAGUGGAAUGUUCCUCAACAGAAGAAACAUACACUUGUCCUCCAGUAACAGAACAGCCACCUGUUGAUACCGCUCGUCGUCCGCACAUCUGUCGCCACUGUGGACUGGGCUUUGCGCGUGAGAAAGCCCUAGAAUCGCAUUCACGCUUGCACCGGGACCAUUGGGGUAGCCCUAUAGAAUGUGACAAGUGUGAGGAAAUGUUUCCGGAAGACAUCUCCCUUCGUCAGCAUCAAGAGACUUGUCUUGGAAAAGUGGCACGAACCUCACCACAACAGCUGCAGACUAAGAGAUCUAAGAUGAUCCCGUGCUCUGUGAAUCCAAGUACAAAUGUUGCACAGCCAGCCAAACUGGGAAAACAUGCUUGCAUGGAAUGUGAGAAAAGAUUUACCACCAAACAGAAACUGUUUAGGCACAUGUGGAUCCAUCGGAAGCGUCCUUAUGCAUGCGAGGUGUGUGGAAUCAGUGUAGCAGAUAGUGGGACACUGGAUGAGCAUCGUCGCACCCAGCACCAUGCCAAGACACCCUAUACAUGCAACAAGUGCGGCAAAACCUUUGCCAGACGACAAGGACUGUGGGAACAUGGUCGUUUGCACGCAGCUAAAGGGACAUCAGGCAGAUCACCGUUCGUGUGCCAGUAUUGUGGAAAAUGUUUUUCAAGCCGCCAAGGUCAUCUUAUUCACACUCGUACUCACACCGGGGAACGUCCUUAUGGUUGUCGCUUCUGUUGGAAGGCUUUUCAUGAUGGGGGAACCCUCCGUAAACACGAACGAAUUCACACGGGUGAGCGCCCUCAUGUCUGCCCACUUUGUCCUCGAGCGUUUAACCAGAAGGUGGUGCUGCGUGAACACGUCCGCUGGGUUCACGCGGCUCGGAAUUCACAGGGUUGUCAGCUGUGUGGCUACGUGGUUGGAGAUAGAGAGGCUCUCUGUGCACAUAUUGUGAAGCAUAGUGACCAGCUUGCAGCUGCUGCAAAGGCAGCAAAGGGGAAAGAGGAACCUCCCAAAACUGCUGAUGCACAAAAUGUUUCAGAGAGAGUAAAUCCAUUAGAACUUCCAGCUGGACUUCUACAAGAACCUUACAAUUCAUCAAACUAUGUGUUCUUGCCCAGUGAUGGAUUAACGUCCGAACCACCAGAUUCAGACAUAAACCAUACAAGUGUGGUAGAGAUAAAAACUGAAUAUACAUGUGAUAUGUGUCAAGAAGUUUUCAAGUUCAGAACCGAACUGUUAGACCAUGUUCGUAUUCAUAUCUAGAACUAGUUUUAAUCCUGAGCCACAAAAAGAAAGUAAAAGUAAAAAAAUAAAGUAAGGGUGUCCUGUUAUAUGCCAUGCUUGAGAGGGGGGGAGGCAGUAUAGUUCCUACUCAUUCUUAACCUUGGAACUAGAUAGGGGUGAGUAGUCGGCAUCAUGUCCUGGCUGUGCUUUGCCCCCAGGAAAGGACCCCAGUUCCCAUUAGAUGGGGACUGGGUGGGCCCCAGAGCCAGUCUGGACGCAGAGGAUAGUGGAAAAAUCCUCUGCAGCUGUCAGAGAUCAAACUCCAGUCAUCCAGUCCAUAGUAUUUAACUAUGUAGCAAGGUUUUUGGUCUACUCACUUAAUCCCAAGGCCUGUCUGUAUAUUUAUCAAGAAUGUGAAUUGCAUGUUUAAAAUCAUAUACAACUAUAUAAAUAAAGAUGGUAUUACACAUAAAAUGUGCGCCUGGAAGAAUUUUUUAGGAUGUUUUACUAUGGUCUAUGUGAUAUUAAGAAUAGUGUUUUUUUGGCAACAUUACUGCAGUGUAAUGCUUGUAAGGUAUUUUCUAUCAACACAUUUUAAUUUGACAUCACAGUAUAAAAAACAAUGUUUACAGUAUUUUACAAUCAAUUAUAUAAUUGUACUAUACCCCACUGUGAAAAAUGGAAACAAUAUUACUUAAUAUGUGUGGUGCUGUUGGAAAGCAGCCCAUAAAAUAAUGGUCUAUUAUUCAUGCUGGAUGUACCACAGCAAAAGAUAAUGUUGGUAUACAACAAAUGUACAUUACACGAUAUGUAAUUAAGAUUCUAAAAAUGCAGCAACAUAAUGUGCAGAUAAAUUUUAUAAAGAUUUUGCAAUACCAGGCAUAUGUAUUCUUAACUUCACGACAUAUUACAUUACAUGACGUGUACUGAAACAUUUCUCAAGUGCUUUGAGAGAACAAAAGAAUGUACAUAAAGUCUUGCGUAAUAAAAUCUCAGUAUAACAAUCUUUUGUGAACUAGAAAGCUGUAUUCAUAAUAAUAAAAUACUAUUAUAAUGAGAGGCAAUAAAAACAAGUAAAUAAAGCUAAUAUUUAUUGUUUUCCAAAAGAUCAAUGCAUUUUGUUGAAUAAGUAGCACAUCAUAGGUUCAUAAUUAAAUUUGUGAGCAUAAAACAGUUGUCUCAUAGGUACAACCAAGAAGACCUUACUGCAGAAAGUAAGGGCAGAAACUGUUUUAAAAUUCUAUAAAACGCUUAUCAUCCUAACCUAUUAUACGGGUCUGAGACAUGGACGAUUACGGAAUCUCAGCUGAAUAGACUGGAGGCAGCAGAAAUGUGACUGCUAAGACAGCUCGCAGGAGACACGUUCCUUGACCACAAACGGAACAAAGACAAUCAUAAAAAAGUUGAAUACAGAGAGCAUCACCAGUAUUAUCAGCACAUAUAGGAAAAAUUGUUAUGAUCACAUGACCAGAAUGCCUCCACACAAAACCCUACACAGAUUACUACUAUAUAAACCAUCAGGAAGAAGGAACACUGGACGACCGAGAAAACGGAAGGACCGGCUGUGAUUAACUCAAGGAGACGGAACAGGCCCAAUGGCCUAAUCCGUGAAGUUAUUUAUAAAUGAGAAUGGUCUCUUUGAAAUUUACAUGAUCAUAUAAAUUAUCCAUUACCAGCUGUGUGUCAAGUAUUGCCAUGCAUUGUGAUAGCACCCCCAUAAGAUGUAUCUUUAAAUGAAUAGAUUGUACUUCUAUUGCAUACUACAGGGUGUACAGAAAUUAAAAUGUUUUCAUGGUGUAAUAUGGUCCUGUUUUAAAACAGCAAUUGUCAUCAGAAUAUGUUGGUCUUAUAGUUCACUAAACACAUCUAGACUAAUGUUAUGCAACUGGUUUGCUGUAACUUUUUGUAAGAAAUUGCAUAUUCACACAUUACAGUUAGAAAAGGACAAUUAUUAUCUUUCAUCAUAAAUAGUUUUAUCUAACAUGUAUAAUUUCUUUUUCACAUGCCUUCUCUCUCUCCUAUAGGACAAGUAUUUAUAUACAUAUUUAUGGUCUGUAUAGUUUCAUACCGCAACAAUUUGUGGUGUCUUUGACAAAUCAUGGUGUGCCAUGGGUGAAAAAAGUUGCAGAACACUGACCUAGACUACAGUAAAUGUAGCAGUUUGCCUGCUUAAGAUAUCUAGUGCAUGUUUAACAAACUAUCCGAAAGAUAUAGCUGUUUUUUUUUAAAAAAAAUUGAAACACCAGUACAGGGUUCUCUCAAGAAGGGUUAACACAUUCUAAAUAACACUUUACUGCAUUACACUGAGUUCAUUGAGAAAUAUUUUUCAAUAAGAUUAUAUGGUACUUCAGUAGGGGAUGAACUACAGGGGAUAUUUUUGUUAUAUUGAAACUUAAUUAUACUGGCUCUUGUUAUACUAAGAUCUUACUGCAUUAAUCACUUUAUAAAAUGAUUUGGUGAGUGUUAUUUAGUAUCAUUUUGGGCUCCACUUUUUAAUUUAUGUGCUCUAUGUAUAAUUCUGUUAACGUCUCUUCAGUGAAAUUGCCACCAAUUCUGCAUCAUAAACGUGACAUACUUCCUUCCUACACCCAUGGUGACUGAGCAAAACCAGAAAAUCAAUUCCAUAACUAUCGCUGUGCCAGUAUAAUUAUAAACAGUAGCUGGUUUCACGACAGACUUCAGUCCCAAUUACCUGAAUACAAUGAACUAUAUUUUUCAAUGAUGCCAAUACAGGACUGCUUCUUGUGGGAAAUUGCUAAAUGCAAUGAAGAACCAGUAUUCUUAUGCAAAUGUUGAAGUUAUACAAAGUUUGUUAUGUCUUGUUUUACUGUAUGCAGCAAAUCAGUGAAUAAUAAGUUAAUUUAGAUGUUUAUCAUUAAGCUAUUGACAUUUGGAUAAACUGUACUGGUAACAUUAUGUUGUAUGCUUGUACUUCCAGUGAAAGUGUUGACUAUUUAUAUUCUCAUCAAUGAAGUCAAUAACUACCUGUGAAAAUGAAUGUUAAUAUGGAAAAUUAAGUCACUAAAAAUGUAUCUAUUCC